Effrenium voratum is the source of this 1308-nucleotide messenger RNA. Lineage: Eukaryota; Dinophyceae; Suessiales; Symbiodiniaceae. The record is from the annotation of a GenBank genome assembly.
GGUCAGCUAGUCCUGCUCAAGCACACGAUUCAAAGGACGAUGGCCAUGACCCGUCUGCUGCUUUUGGGCGCUGGCGCCGCCCUGGGGCUGGAGGUGCCGCUUGCCACCUUUGGUAAGGACCCGAAGACCAGCUUCGAGUUCAAGGAGCUCAAUGACCCAGUGAUGGGCGGCCAAUCGCAUGGCACCUGGCACGUGGACGCCACAAGCUCCGCGGGCGUCAUGGACGGAGAGGUGCUGGAUGUGCCGAGCCUGAAGGCACCCGGCUUCAUCAAGGCAAUGGAGGCCUUCGGCGAAGUGACCGCCCCAGUGAGCGCAGUGAGCGAGGAGAUGAAGCGCUUGGAGCAGAGCGACCCGCUGCUGAAGAGCAACCCCAGGCGCUGGGUGCUGCUGCCGAUCCAGUACUCCGCGGUCUUCGAGAUGUAUAAGAAGCACGAGGCAUCCUUCUGGACUGCGGAGGAGAUCGACUUGGCCAGUGACACCAAGGACUGGGAGAACCUGACGGACAAGGAGCAACACUUUGUGAAGCACGUCUUGGCGUUUUUUGCCGCGUCUGACGGGAUAGUCCUGGAGAAUCUGGCCACAAACUUUGCUUCAGAGGUGCAGAUACCGGAGGCGCGGGCCUUCUACGGGUUCCAGAUGGCCAUGGAGAACAUCCACUCCGAGACUUACUCGCUGCUCAUUGAGCAGUACAUCAAGGAUCCGGCUGAGAAGGAUAAGGUCUUCAAUGCCAUUGCAACUAUGCCCGCGGUGCAGGAGAAGGCCAGGUGGGCUGUGCAGUGGAUGAACACCGCCUGCAGCUUCGCCGAGCGCAUCGUAGCCUUCGCCGCUGUGGAGGGCGUGCUCUUCAGUGGCUCCUUUUGCGCCAUCUACUGGCUGAAGAAACGGGGCCUCAUGCCGGGCCUGUGCUUCUCCAACGAGCUCAUCUCCCGGGACGAGGGCCUGCACGCGGACUUCGCCUGCCUCUUGUACAACAUGCUCCAGAACAAACUUCCGGAGGACGUUGUCCAUGGCAUCAUCCGUGGUGCGGUGGACAGCGAGCGGAAGUUCAUUUGUGAGGCGUUGCCAUGCGAUCUGAUCGGCAUGAACGCAGAGCUGAUGGCCACGUACAUCGAGUUCGUGGCGGAUCGGCUGCUCUGCGCGCUGGGCCACUCGAAGCUCUUCGAAGCCUCCAAUCCCUUCGACUGGAUGGAGCUGAUUUCUUUGCAGGGCAAGACCAACUUCUUCGAGAAGAGGGUGGGGGAGUAUCAGAAGGCAGGUGUGAUGGGCGGUGCCGAGGAGGCGCGCUUCUCCUUGGAUGCCGACUUCUGA